This is a messenger RNA of Nylanderia fulva, 1818 nucleotides long. RefSeq names its product Nth-like DNA glycosylase 1 (gene Nthl1). Gene Ontology annotation, molecular function: DNA binding; oxidized pyrimidine nucleobase lesion DNA N-glycosylase activity; 4 iron, 4 sulfur cluster binding. Lineage: Eukaryota; Metazoa; Arthropoda; Insecta; Hymenoptera; Formicidae. The record is from RefSeq and is a predicted model, not a curated record. Gene Ontology annotation, biological process: nucleotide-excision repair; base-excision repair; base-excision repair, AP site formation. Gene Ontology annotation, cellular component: nucleus.
CAAGAUUAGCGCGUGCGCACGUGCAAGCUUUAACUCAUGUUUCUCGGAAGAAACUGAUCACAUGCGUCUAUCUAUCGCGCGAAAAAAGUUAAUUUUGUUUAACAUCAAUAUUGAUAAUGAUAUGUCAAACCCGAUAAAAUGAGUAAAAGAUUGAAACUGGGUGUCAUCUCGACCUCGAGAGCCUUACGUUCGGGAAAAACUCUCGCAGACUCCUCAGAAAAAACAUCACCUUACUUCGAUGAUGAGAGGAAAUCAAAAACCGGUACGAAGAAACGUUUGCCGAUCAAGAUCGAGUACGAUGCUGAAGAGGAUAAGACAAAUGUUAAAAGUACUCCUGCAGCACCAGCUGUCGAAGUAAAGAGCGAAAAUGUCAAAGAAUCAUCGAUGCUGAAAACUGUCAAAACCGAAGAAUGCGAAAUUAAAAAUGAGAAUGCAGAACAGUCGGUGGAUUUGAAUAACAUCAAGGAUGAGAAUCGAUGGAUGCCACCGAAUUGGGAGAUUAUUUUGAAAAAUGUCAAAGAAAUGAGGAAGCAUAAGACAGCCCCGGUUGACGAUAUGGGUUGUCACAAAUGUGCAGAUCCUAAUGCCAGUCCAUCGGUAUCCAGAUAUCAAUCAUUGAUAGCUCUAAUGUUAAGUAGUCAAACAAAGGAUCAGGUCACACAUGCCGCUAUGCAGCGUCUUAAUAUUUAUGGUUGUAAACCAGAUAUAAUAGCAGCUACUCCUGAUGAUGUUCUAGGCAAACUUAUAUAUCCAGUUGGAUUUUGGAAGAGGAAGGUGGAAUAUAUCAAAAGGACAUCGGUUAUUCUUCUAAAUAAAUAUAAUGGUGAUAUUCCAAAAACAAUUAAGGAAUUGUGCGAACUACCAGGAGUAGGACCUAAAAUGGCUCAUAUAUGCAUGCAAGUUGCAUGGGGAGAAGUGUCUGGUAUUGGUGUGGACACACAUGUUCAUAGGAUUUGCAACAGAUUAGAAUGGGUAAAAAAGCCAACUAAAACACCAGAGAAAACAAGAAAUGAGCUAGAAGAUUGGCUUCCUAAAUCUCUGUGGAGCGAGAUAAACUAUCUGCUUGUAGGAUUUGGUCAAGAAAUUUGUCUACCUCAAUAUCCAAAAUGUUCUGAAUGCCUCAAUAAGAAUAUUUGUCCAUAUGCCUCAAAAAAUAGUGGAAAGAAGAAAAAGUCAUAGAUUCCUACUUAUACAUAAAAAAAAAAUCAAUGUUUAUUAUAAAAUAUAUUUAUUUAAAAUAUAUUCAGCAAAUUUUUCAAAUAUUCUAGUGCCUUGAGUUCUUUUUACUUCGCUUACCCUGUUUUAGUACCUUCUGAGAAUUGUAUAAUUUUUUUCUACUCUGUUUUUUGUUUUUUUGUUGUUCCAGUCUCUGCUUUUGUUUAAAUACCUUACUCUUUUUAAUUUGCUUUAGUGUUGCUUUCUUUAUUUCCCGUUUCACUUCUUUCGAAGAUUUAAUCUGUUGACUAUCAGAUUCAGGUUUCUGCUGUAUUGAAUUCUUCUGUUUCUCUUCUAAUGACAUUCCCACAAUGUCAUCGUCAUCAUUGUUAGAAUGUUCACUUUCAUCAUCUUGUUCUUCAUUCUUCUCCGCAAUCUUGUUUUCACCUAUCCAUCUUCCUUCUGCAAGAUCCGCAACAUUUAACUCCAAAAUACUGACUGUAUGACCCUCCAGAUCAUAUUCUUGCUUAGAUAAUAAUUCUUCUAAUUCUGGGACACUCCGAUGUGAUAAUAAUUUCUUGUAACGUUCUCGUGCCUGAUGAAAAAACACAUGUACUAUCUGUAACUAUUUAAAAAAAACAAAUGUUUAAUAUUUGGCACUUA